AGUGACUCCAACUUGAAAUAGAAAAGACACGUAAAUCCAAAAUGAAACCCAAAAAUUCACCCUUUUGAGAGCAGCUUUGCUUCAAACAGCUAUGUAAAUGGCUAGACAGUCAGUUAAUGCCGAUCUGGAGUUCCAUAUUCGUCAGAAUUACCCAUGGAUUCGCCUUCCAGCGAGUGUCAAACAGUCCUUGGGGAACAACCAGAGAGAAUGGGAAAAAAGUGUUUUUGAUUACAGUGUGAAAAAUCAGCUCAGAUAUCGUGGAAAUAUAGUGAGACAUGUUAGAAAAGAUGAAAAGAAAUACUAUGAAGACCUUUUGCAUUACAGCAGACAACACCUUAUGCUGUUUCCUUACCAUUUAUCAGAUGUUAUUGUCAAGGGGCUUCGUAUCACUCCCUUCUCCUACUACUGUAGCAUCAUGCAGGAUAUCAUGCAGAGUGAAAGAAGCUAUGAUUCCCUGCCAAAUUUUACAGCUGCAGACUGUCUGAGGCUUUUAGGCAUUGGAAGAAAUCAGUACAUUGAUCUGAUGAAUCAGUGUAGAUCAUCAAAGAAAUUUUUUAGACGUAAGCCAGUGAAGGAUUUACUCCCCACCAAGCCURUUGCUCUAAAGGUAUUGGAGCCCUGGUGGACGGUUCAUAUAGGAUAUGUAACAGAAGAUGACAUCAGGAUGUGUUCGGCUGCUGAACAUCAAGCUGUUGAUCAAAUCAUUGAUGGAGGACCUAAAUUGGCAGCAGAAAUGGACCUGAAAGUAGUUGAAGGUCUUUAUGCCAAAGGGUUGAUAUAUGUAGGAGUACCCAUUAAAGAUGAAGACUAUAUAGUUGUUCCUCCACUUGAGAACUUUGUUAUGAACAGAGUCCUUGGGGAUUAUUUUGAAACACUACUGUACAAGAUAUUUGUCUCUAUCGAUGAGCACACUAAUAUAGCUGAGCUUGCACAUGUUUUACAGAUAGAUCUUCAGUUAGUAAAGAAUGCUGUGUCUGUGUAUUGCCGUCUGGGAUUUGCACGCAGGAAAAGUGGAGAAUUGGGCUAUGAGUCCAAAAUUCAUAAAUCCUGGUCCGAAAAAAUACUUAAUAUGCUAUCAAGCAAAAAGUCAGGCAGUAGAGACAACCUUCUUGAUUUAGAUUUCAACCACCUUGAUGAUAAAGCCAGUACUACCCCAGGAGAGCAGUCUGCAUCCAGUAGUGAGGUCACUGAGAUGGAAACAUUACUCUCCACACAGUCGCCAGUUGAAGGAGGCCCAGGCAAGAGAAUUGCUUUCUUAUUUGACUCAACUCUUACAGCAUUCCUGAUGAUGGGAAAUCUUUCACCRGGCUUAAAAAAUCAUGCAGUCACCAUGUUUGAAGUUGGGAAACUAACUGAUGAGUCACUAGAUAGUUUUCUUUCUGAACUGGAGAAGGUUGAUAAUGUGGCAGAAGGCGAGGCACAGAGGUACUUUGACCACGCCCUGACGUUAAGAGAUACCAUCCUUUUUCUUCGAUACAAUAAGAAUCUUGGAGCAGAUAAAUGUAGUGUCCCUGCCAUGGGUCUAGAUCUUCUUCGAUGUGAGAGUCUCAAUGGUUUGGAUCCUGCAGCCUGUAGCAGGGUUUUGCAAAAGAAUUAUAGCAUGCUGGUUUCCAUGGCACCGUUAAGUCACGAGAUUCGACCAGUAACAAGUUGUGUUCCUCCUCAUCUUGGUCCUGCCAUCCCUGAGGUCAACUCUGUCUGGUUCAAGCUGUUUCUGUAUCAUCUAGUAGGGAGUGGUCCACCRUCUUUAUUACUUGUCAAAGGCACUAGAUUACGAUGGCUACCAUCUUUAUUCGAGGACUAUGAAAACCUUCUUAUAACAACCUGGGGUCAUGAUCCAGGUGUUGUACCCAUCUCCAAUGUCUUAAUGGCUCUGAAUGAUGCACUUUCACAUUCUGCCGUCCUUGUCCAGGCCCAUGGAGUCCAUUCAGAGGGGAAGGUUAUACAUGUUGCCUUUCCUCURGAAAUUAAUGAAGGUGGCUUCUCUAUGGACAACAUUGCUGCUCACCCUGCCAUCCAAAAACUCGACGAACAACUGGACCUCGAUCACUGCUGUGGCUACAUCUCCAUGCUUAACACCACAAUCAACACCAAGCCUUACCGAGGUACAUCCAAACUCUCCCCAGAUGGCAGCGAGGAGACCUCAAGGACCGCCUCUCCCUCUGAACCCACCAAUGGCUCAGUUAUGAGUUUUGAUGAAUGUCUUGAUGACAUAGAAGAUGAUGAAGUCAAUGGAGAUAGGAACUUGGAUUGUAGAUCGUCUGAUGACAUGGUCAUUGUCACUGACCGUAUUAGGCCACAGGAAGAAGGUGGUAUAGGGCCAUGCUGUUCGCCUGAUGAUUGGGUACCCUUGGAUUUAUGCUAUGGGGUACCUCUAUUCGAUAGCGACCUCAGUGAAUGGAUCUGUCAGAAGAUUUCUUCUAAUGGACUGUUCAGUGACGAUAGUCUCAAACAGCUUGUUCAGUCCAGUCGUUCGUUGACUUUGACUCUGCUGGACUUCAUCGAGGCUCAUAAGGGUAAUAACGUAACACACGAAACCUCAGACCAUAAAGCUUUCACGUCAACUGCAAACUCCUCGCCAGAAGAAACAGUCAUCGCUUAUCCAACACGAAACUUAAUAUUCAGUAAUGGAAUUUUACAAGAAUGGGACAGCAGAUGAUAGCAACAGUAGUGAAUAAGAAAAAAUAUCCGAUGUCCAAAUAUGGAUUAAUAGACGCAAAGCGAUAUGGGAUGGCUGUGACGUCAUAUGAGGCUCACUAUGCUUAGCUAUAGUGACUUUUUUAUGGCUGUGAUUCAGGCAAAUCCAAACGCGUUUUUUUAUAUCUUUUUCUUCUUCCGUGGGAUAAUGAAUUGACUAAAGCCAAAAAAAUCCGACUUUAAGAAAUUGUGGAGUUAGUGAAAAUAUGAAAAAAUGUUCUAACCUAACCAUCAAAACUCUCAACACAAUUUCCUUUCUCUCGCUAUUUAAAUGUCUUAUACGAUAUUGGCUUCAAGGUUAUUAGAUUCGCUAGUGAUCAAAGGAAGAGCGCAAGAGAUUGAUAUAGUUGUGGAACUAGAGAUUUGCCUAAUGUGUAAGCCUCUUGCUAUAAAAUGCGUUACGAAAAAUAUCAACAUUUAUUGUAUAUAAAAGGAAAAGUAAAUCGUGGCGUAAAAAUAAACUGGAUUCGAAGAGACGA
Molecule: messenger RNA, 3176 nt
Organism: Actinia tenebrosa (Australian red waratah sea anemone)
Lineage: Eukaryota; Metazoa; Cnidaria; Anthozoa; Actiniaria; Actiniidae
Product: protein FAM91A1
Source: RefSeq, a predicted model, not a curated record